Kalmanozyma brasiliensis GHG001 is the source of this 2643-nucleotide messenger RNA. Its product is annotated as Protein kinase domain protein. Gene Ontology annotation, molecular function: protein kinase activity; ATP binding. NCBI's taxonomy places the organism in Eukaryota, Fungi, Basidiomycota, Ustilaginomycetes, Ustilaginales. The coding region runs from base 1 to 2643 and encodes 880 amino acids. The record is from RefSeq and is a predicted model, not a curated record. Gene Ontology annotation, biological process: protein phosphorylation. The transcript has a single exon.
AUGGCGUCCUUCCUCAGCCAGGCGUCUUCCUACUUUGGUCGCACCAACAUCGCCGUCAACUACACCAUCGAAGAUUCGCAGCGACCAGCACACUGCGGCCUGUGGAAGAUCUACAAAGCAACUCGCAACGCUUCGGCCUCUGCUCCCUCCAAUGGCGCCGCUUCUGGACCAUCCGGCUCGGCAUCCGCAUCCAAGAACGUCGUCUCGGUAUGGACGCACUCCUUCUCCACACGAGGCCAGGUGCGACAACGCAUCACCGACCAGCUCAAGAAGGAAGCUUCAUCACUCACCCGCCUCCGCCAUCCAUGCAUCCUCGAAGUUGUCGAGCCGCUGGAGGAAUCGCGCAACGAAGUGACGUUCGCUACAGAGCAGGUGUUCGCCUCGCUCUCAGAAGCACUCGUGUCGGAUCACAGGCAAGAUGUGCAGCUCGACGAGGUGGAGAUCCAGAAAGGUCUACUGCAGGUCGCGAGAGGGUUGGAGUUCUUACAUAUGGCUAAGAUGGUACAUCAGAACCUGACACCAGAGUCGAUCCUGAUCAACGCCAAGGGGGAUUGGAAGAUGGCCGGAUUCUCGUUCUUGACGCCGCUCGAGCAACCAGGAGGAGGCGGACCGACACCAUGGACGUUUCCCGACUACGACCCGAGCCUGCCACCCGCAAUGAGUCGCAGCUUCGAUUACAUGGCACCCGAGUAUGCUCUCGACGAGAAGCUCGGUCCUGAAAACGACAUGUACAGCCUCGGGUGCAUCGUCUACGCCGUGCACAAUAAGGGCAGUCCUCCCUUCCGCAAUCGCAACUCCCUACCCAACCUCCGCAGCAACGCCGACCAGCUCAGCACCACCAUUGGCAGCCAGAGCUGGUCGCGCCUGGGCAAAGAUGUUCUUGACUUGCUCUCCAACCUUCUCACCCGAUACCCCGGCGCACGCCUGUCAGCCGCCUCCUUCCAGCAGGCGGGCUACUUCAACUCGAUCCUCGUCUCGACACUCAAGUUCAUGGAGCGGGACAGCUUUGCGGGCCGAACCAAGGAGGAACGCGUCUCGUACCUCAAAGGCCUGCUCAAGAUCUUGCCGCAGUUCUCGGACCGUCUCUUGCGCCGCAAAGUGCUCCCCGCCGUGUUGGAGCUCAUGACAGAUCGCUCGCUUUUGCCGUUCAUCCUGCCGAAUGUGUUUCACAUUUCGAAAAACCUCUCCCAACUCGAAUUCACCACUUCGGUGCUGCCCAAGCUCAAGCCGCUGUUCGCCAUCCAGGAUCCGCCACAGUGCAUGCUGCUGUUGUUGGAUCAGAUCGACUCGCUGUUCGUGCCCAAGACGGCGCCGACCACGUUUAGGGAGGAGGUGACGCCGCUGCUGUACGCGGCGCUCGAGGCGGAAAGCGUGCUUGUCCAAGAGAAAGCGCUGCGAACCGUCCCGCGUCUAGCCGAGAUCCUCGAAUACGCGCAUGUCAAAGAGGUGCUGUUUCCCAAACUCGCCUCGCUGUUCGCAAAGACCAAGGUGCUCAGCGUCAAAGUGAGCUGUCUCAUCUGCUUCCACGCCAUGGUGGCCAUCCUGGACAAGUACACGUUGACGGACAAGCUGGUUCCUAUUCUCGCGCGGAUCAAGACCAAGGAGCCGAGUGUCAUGGUGGCCACGCUGGCGGUGCACGAGGCCAUGUCGGGCAAGGUGGGGAGGGAGACGCUGGCCACGGCCAUCAUCCCGCAGCUGUGGGUGAUGAGCAUGGGCCCGAUGCUGAACGCGGAUCAGUUUGGGAGGUUUAUGAAGGCGGUCAAGGAGAUGGGCGAGAGGGUGGAGAAGGAGCACACGGCGCAUUUGAGGGAUGUGAAGCGGAUGCAGGAGCAUACGGAGUCGUAUACUGGAGAGGGGGCUCGCGGGGCAGGUGGAGCGGGAGGAGCGAGCGGGAUCGGCGCCGGUGGGGAGAUCGACUUUGCGACGCUGGUCGGGCAGGCCAAGACGAGCGGCGGUGGCGAGAAGAGUGUGGUGGACGAUCCAUUCGGGUUGUCGGACGACUUUGCGGGUAUGGGCACGAGUGGUGGAGUGGGAGCAGGCUUUGGUGUUGCAAGCGACAUCUCGCCGGCCGUGUCGAACGUGCAUACGCCAGUGGGCGGCCUGACACCGACGCACACGGGUAGACCAACAUCGACAUUGACAGCGUCCAAGCUCAAUGGGUCUUCCUCACGCACCAGCAGCUACACAGCGCCAGUAGCGGCAACACCGACACUAGCCCCACCUCCAUCCUACACCACACGCCCGACGACGCUCACCGCCGCACCCUCAUCGAGCUUCACAUCCGCCCCCACCGCCGCAACACCAAGCUGGUCGAACGUCCUCCAGCCGUCCUCUUCCAUCUCGCCCAUCCCUUCGUUCCAGUCCGCCGCUCCCACAGGCGGGCCGAAUUACAACAUCUCCCUCCCACCCGCUACGGGUUCGAGCUUCACCACCACCCCACCGAGCAACAUGUUUGGCGCUCCGCCGGCGAUCGAGUCUGCUCCGGCACUCGCGCUGGCGCCAAAGCCGGCACCGUUGCCAACCCUCACAGCCGCAGCACCAGCGUCGUGGGGCGGAAGCGUGCUGCAGCCCAACAAGCCGGUACCCAACACCAACAAGGCCAAGAGUGCCGACGCUUGGAAGGAUUUCGAUCCUUUUGCUUGA